This is a messenger RNA of Solanum pennellii, 1161 nucleotides long. Its product is annotated as cysteine-rich repeat secretory protein 15. Bases 73 to 969 code for a protein of 298 amino acids. Lineage: Eukaryota; Viridiplantae; Streptophyta; Magnoliopsida; Solanales; Solanaceae. Gene Ontology annotation, cellular component: plasmodesma. The record is from RefSeq and is a predicted model, not a curated record. The transcript is spliced from 4 exons.
CAAAACCAAAAAAUGAACAAUAUAAAAGGAAGACAAAUUCCAUAAUAUCCCAAAUGAGAAAAAAGAAGAGAAAUGUUGAUCAUCACAAAUCUUACACAACAUUUGUUACAUUUAUUUAAACUAUCUUCUUCUCUUUCAAUUUUCUUCCUUUACUUCUUCUACACUUUCUCACUUCUUAAUAAUAAUAAUCACCUUGUUAAAGCUCAUAAUUUUAUCUAUGCAGGUUGUUCACAAGACAAAUAUCAAUCAAAUUCUCCUUUUGUUCCAAGUUUAAAUUCUCUACUCUCUUCAUUAGUUUCUUCUUCUUCACAAUCUCUUUACAAUAGUUAUGCUUUUCGAAAUGACACUUCAGCCCCUCGAGAAUCGUCUAUUUAUGGUUUGUAUCAAUGUAACGCUGACCUACAAUUAAAAGAUUGUUCAACAUGCGUCGCUAGUGCUGUUGGACAAAUGAACAUAGUCUGUCCAUACAAUUUUGGUGCUAUUUUGCAAUUAGAUGAUUGUUAUGUCAGAUAUGAACAUGAAGAUUUUAUUGGAAGACCCGACACGAGUUUAAGAUAUAACAAGUGUAGUAAGAAUCAACUACGAGGAGACGGAGAGUUCAUUAGGCAUAGGGAUGAGGUUCUUGCGGGAUUAAUUCAAGGUGGUGGUGGGGUGACGGGUUCUAAGGUUAGCGGGUCGGGUUCAAUUGAAGGAUUUGCACAGUGUUUGGGUGAUUUGAGUCCUGAAGAUUGUUCUGCUUGUGUUUCUGAGGCUGUUAUGAAGUUGAAGGACAUGUGUGGUGAUGCUGCUGCUGCUGAUGUUUAUUUGGCUCAGUGUUAUGCUAAAUAUUGGGGUUCGGGUUAUUAUCACUCCUUCGAUCGUACCAAUGACGAUGACGUAGGGAAAACAGUUGCAAUAAUCGUUGGAGUAUUAGCUGGCGUUGCUGUUUUCAUCGUUCUCCUCUCAGUUUGCCGCAAAUCUAUAGGGUAAAAAGAGAAAAGAGAAGCUUAAGCAUGGUCAAGGAAGUGAAAGGUCGAGUUAUGUAGUUUUAUUUGUUAGAAAGCAAUUAUGAGUUCCACUUUUAUUUUGGUUAAUUUUAUUAUUGCAAAUUGUUAGGUGUAAUGGACUUCUAUUUUUUGUUUAUUAGAAGCUAUAAUCAUGAGUUCCACUUACUUUUAUUAA